UUCCAUUUUUAGACAAAAUGUCUGCAUUUCUAUUCUUAUUGCUACUAAUUUCGGCAAGCUCAAUCCUUGUUUCAUCAUCCUCACUUCAAGAUCCAGCUAUUGUGGUCCAAGAUGUACAAGAGAAAAUCAAUUCAUCCCGAAGAAACCUAGGUUACCUGUCCUGCUCGACAGGUAACCCCAUCGACGACUGCUGGCGGUGCAACUCUAACUGGGAGAGCCACCGCCAGCAGUUAGCCGACUGCGCGAUCGGAUUCGGCAAGAACGCGGCCGGAGGGCGGGGCGGCCGCAUCUACGUGGUCACCGACCCCGGGAACGACGACCCGGUCAACCCUCGGCCAGGGACCCUCCGGCACGCGGCGAUCCAGAGCGAGCCGCUGUGGAUAAUCUUCAAGAGCGACAUGGUGAUCCGGCUGAGGCAGGAGCUGGUGAUGAACUCGCACAAGACGAUCGACGGGCGCGGGGCCUCCGUGCACGUGGCGGACGGGCCGUGCAUCGCCAUCCACCACGCCACCAACAUCAUCAUCCACGGGAUACACAUCCACGACUGCAAGAAGGCCGGCAACGCCAACAUUAGGGACUCCCCCACCCACUCCGGGUGGUGGGAGGAGUCCGACGGCGACGGGAUAUCGAUCUUCGGAGGCCGGGAUGUGUGGAUUGAUCACUGCUCCUUGUCCAACUGCAACGACGGGUUGAUUGAUGCGAUUCAUGGCUCCACUGCGAUUACGAUUUCGAAUAGCUACUUCACGCAUCAUGAUAAGGUGAUGUUGUUGGGGCAUAAUGAUGCGUUUGUGCAAGAUAAGAGCAUGCAGGUCACCAUUGCUUUUAAUCAUUUUGGAGAAGGAUUAGUUCAAAGAAUGCCUAGGUGCAGGCAUGGAUAUUUUCAUGUAGUAAACAAUGACUAUACACAUUGGGAAAUGUAUGCGAUUGGUGGGAGUGCUUCUCCAACAAUUUAUAGUCAAGGGAAUAGGUUUCUUGCGCCAAACAAUAGGGUUAGGAAAGAGGUGACAAAGCAUGAGGAUGCACCCGAAAGCGAGUGGAGAGGGUGGAAUUGGAGGUCGGAAGGUGACUUGAUGCUCAACGGGGCUUAUUUCCGGCAGUCGGGGCAUGCUGGAGCUUCAUCAGCGUAUGCUAGGGCGUCGAGUUUGAGUGCAAGGCCAUCGUCUCUUGUGGGUUCAAUAACUGGUGCCUCAGGCCCACUUAGUUGCAAGAAGGGAAGUCAUUGCUAGUUCAAAUAUUCACACAUCUAAUUAGUAAAUGAUGAAGCAUAUAUAUAAGUCAAACGUAGGACAUGAGUUGACUUAUGAAACAUCUAUAGCAUGUAUUAGUACCAUUGGUUUUUGCU
Molecule: messenger RNA, 1342 nt
Organism: Salvia hispanica
Lineage: Eukaryota; Viridiplantae; Streptophyta; Magnoliopsida; Lamiales; Lamiaceae
Product: pectate lyase-like
Molecular function (GO): pectate lyase activity
Source: RefSeq, a predicted model, not a curated record